Molecule: messenger RNA, 2225 nt
Organism: Harmonia axyridis
Lineage: Eukaryota; Metazoa; Arthropoda; Insecta; Coleoptera; Coccinellidae
Product: U3 small nucleolar RNA-associated protein 6 homolog
Exons: 3
Coding region: 280-2025 (581 amino acids)
Biological process (GO): maturation of SSU-rRNA from tricistronic rRNA transcript (SSU-rRNA, 5.8S rRNA, LSU-rRNA)
Cellular component (GO): small-subunit processome; Pwp2p-containing subcomplex of 90S preribosome
Molecular function (GO): snoRNA binding; protein binding
Source: RefSeq, a predicted model, not a curated record
AAAGACAUUCUUUUCUCUAUGCACAAAGUUGUGAACAUUGGUACGCAUUGGUUUAGCAUCCAGAAUUUUUAUUUUGAAUUAUUGAAAACAUUCCUGAGGUGAUCAAUAUUUAGUGGUGAUUCGAUAUUGCUACUUUCUAGUGUUUUCCGUAGAAAUUUUAGUGUUUUCGGCAGCUGUGCGGUAGUGUGGGCAAGUUGAACUAAUUCUUCGGAUAUAAUAAAUAUUAUCAGAACUUGAAAAACAUAAAAUUAUCUUGGUGUGUAAUUGCCCUUCUCUGAAAUGGCAGAAAUAGUGCAGAAAAAUACAGAAUUGAUGAUAAGAGAAUUGGAAGAUCUUCGCCAAACAAGAUUAUUGUCGGAUGAGACAAUUCGUCGUAUUGUGAUCGUAAGACGACACAUGGAAUCCAAAAUAAAUAAUGUUUCAAAGAAUAUAGAUGAUUACAGGAGCUACAUCUCCCAUGAAAGUCUUAUAUUGAGCAAAGUCCGUAAAUGUCGUGACAAGAAGAAAAUAUCAGAGAAGAAAAGUUCAGUAGAUUACAGUAUUAUUCGAAGAAUCAGAAGAUUAUACGAAACUGCUUUACAAAGAUUUCCUGGCGAUUAUCUCCUCCAUGAAGGUUUCUUCAAGUUUUGCAAAGAAAAUAAGUUCACACCUACAGCUUCUCAAAUUAUUGAUAACAUGAUCAAAAUGUUUUCGUAUAAGCCAGAAGUAUGGAAAAUGGCAGCAGGAUGGUAUCGUCAUUUGAACAACAAUGAUAAGGCUCUUCAGAUACUUCAUAAAGGUUUAACUAUGAAUCCUGAGAGUACCAUCUUAUAUAGCACUGCAAUUGAAUUAGAAAUAAAUCAAAUUUCUAACAGUGAAUCUUCCACACCUGAAGAAAGAUUAUUUAUUGAAAAUAAAUGCUGUGAGAAGAUUAAAACAUAUGUAAAUUUGAUAUUGAAGAAUAUUCAGAAUUUGGAUUAUAUCAUUUCUACACUGGCUAUUUUAGAAGGUCAUCAUUACACAAACCCAGCACAGCAGAUAAUAUUGGAUUAUUUAUUUCAAUAUCAUUCUACAGAGGAUGUUGUCUGGCACAUGUUAGCUAAGAGGGAGAAAAAAGGUAUGCACUUUGUCUCAGACCCAAAAGAACAAGGAAGAAAUGAUAGUUUUACAAAAUCUUGCAUUAUGUAUUGUAUUGCUAAAUAUGAACAAGGCUUGAACUUAGUAGCUGAGGAAAAAAAAAAAAAAUUGUGGUUCAAUUAUUUGGAAACACUCAUUGAAAUGCAAGAAGAAAAUGUUCAAACACAAUCUAUUGAUAGGGAGGCAUUACUUAAAAAAGCUCUUCAAAAAGCUCAUUGGGAUAAAUGUUUAGAAGAACGUCAUUAUAAUGUGUGGGUGGAGUUGGUGCCUGAUGAAGAUGCCAGAAAAAUUCUUGAAGAGGCUACUAGCAUAUUUCCCCAGUCAGAAGAAUUGUUUAAAUUGCUACUUAGUUAUGCUAUCAAAACAGAUUCUGUUAAUGAUGUGAACAUUACUUUCAAACUUGGUGUAAUAGCGUUGAAAGAAAAGGCUCUUCCUUUAUGGUUGAUGCUAUUGAGAUUUCAUUUAUUAAUUUCUGAAAAUGAUAAAAUGAGGGGAAUAUUUGAGGAUGGUGUAAAACAACCCUAUGAAAUUUCUAAUAUUUUGAAACCAAAAUAUAUAGAAUGGAUUGCCUUUCAUGAAGGCAUUGCUUCUGCUAGAGCUAGAUACAGGACGCUCGCUCUAGAGAGACCAUACUGCAAAGAAUUGCAUUUUCUCAUGGCAAAGCUAGAAUUCUCAGAGAUGAUUGUUGACCAUGACAGUUGUCAAAAAGCUCAUGAAUUGGCUUGUGCCCAAUUUGGCAGAGAGGAUUCUGACGUUUGGAUAAACUAUAUAAAAUUUAUUCUUUUCAGGAAACCUGAUGAUUUGCAUAUUCAAAUCACUAAAAUUUACAAUGAGUCGAAAAGCAAGCUCCCUCCGCUUAUUUGGCAACAAUUCAAUGAAGUUUAUACAAAACUCUUAUCUGAAGCUUGAUGUUUUAUUGUUAAUUCUUUAAUUAGAUAACUAAUGUAUACUUUGGAUGUUCUAUUCCUAUUGUAUCUUUUAUUUUUAUUGUUGUCAUAUAUGUUAUGAAAUUGGCCAAAUAGCCGUAAAUAUAGUCAUUGUCGUUAGAUUGAAGUAUAUUUGAUGCUACAGAUUGUAACAAGUUCUAUAAAUAUAAUAAUAUUACUUUA